Messenger RNA from Magallana angulata, 1630 nucleotides. Its product is annotated as homeobox protein CDX-1-like. Bases 262 to 1251 code for a protein of 329 amino acids. The record is from RefSeq and is a predicted model, not a curated record. Gene Ontology annotation, biological process: embryo development; anterior/posterior axis specification; regulation of transcription by RNA polymerase II. Gene Ontology annotation, cellular component: nucleus. Lineage: Eukaryota; Metazoa; Mollusca; Bivalvia; Ostreida; Ostreidae. The transcript has 2 exons. Gene Ontology annotation, molecular function: DNA-binding transcription factor activity, RNA polymerase II-specific; RNA polymerase II transcription regulatory region sequence-specific DNA binding.
GCCAUCGAUACCUAUCAAUGAUUGAAAGUAUACGGAAAUUGAAAGAUACCUCUGAGACUAUAAAUUGUUAGCUACACGGCAAUUUAUAGAGUUGUAAAAAUCGUCUCUGCAAGGUUAUAGCUUGGAUUGACCUCUGACGGAAUAUUAUUGCAGUACUGUAAAAUUGUAAAAUAUUGCACGACUGAUUUAUUUUCCAAAACACGGGAAAAAUAUUAACGGAUUAUUUUGGGAUUUUUUUUAUUGGUGUGAAAAUUUGUGAAGAUGGUUUUGUGUCAGGAGAACGCCAACAUGUUCCAAUCCCGCCACUCUCCCCCAGCAAACGGCUACAAUUUUGGACACUUUUCCGGAUACAUGCCUCAAACUAACCAGUACCCCGCUCCAACGGGACAGACCCACGACUAUGGACAGUACCAGAUGGACCCCGGGGCCUUCCAGCAGGCCCCCUGCUACAUGACAUACGGGUCCCGACCUGUGGAAGAGUGGGUCAACGGAUACGGGAUCCCAAACUCCACAGGCACCGUCAGUCCUCACAGCUACUCCUACCGACCCGCCCCUCCCAUGGGGGUAGACUACACCCAGCAACAAGUGUCCCAGAAUAACGGCGUAAACCAGAAUUUGUCGGUGCUCGGAAGCUCCCCCCAGCCUGUGUGUUCUCCCACCGCCUCUACCAGCUCCAGUGGCAGUCCCGGGUCCCCCUCCAACAAACAGCUCCGACCCCCCUAUGACUGGAUGAAGAAAACCUCAUACGCUCCUAGUGGCCCCCUUCCUGGUAAGACUCGCACCAAGGACAAGUAUAGAGUGGUGUACAGCGACCAUCAGCGCCUCGAGUUGGAAAAAGAGUUCCACUACAGUCGCUACAUCACCAUCAGGAGGAAAGCCGAGCUGGCCCAAAAUCUCGCUCUCUCCGAAAGGCAAGUUAAAAUCUGGUUCCAGAACAGGCGCGCCAAGGAAAGGAAACAAAACAAGAAACGCGAUGAGAUCAGCCCCUCAAACCCUGACAUGCCGCAGAUGCCACUUCCGGUACACAACUCCGCUCAGCCAAUUAUCAAGCAGGACCCAAUGGAUGACUACGGUCACGAAAUGUCGCCCCAGAUUCAGGAUCACAAAGAGGGCAUCAUUCAAUCCCACCAUUCCCCCGAGUUCCACCAAACUCCAUCCCCCGUCACAAGCAAUAUCAAUCCCGUCAUGCAACAGUCAGCUCCAAUUUCAGUGAUUAAGAUGGACCCACAAGAGCUAGUGUCACAAGCAUAAUUUCGUCAUUUCCCCCUAUGUGCUACAAUUUAUAUGACGUCAUGCACAAUCUCCCCAUAUCAGGUGCGUGAGACACAAGGAAGACGGGCACUGGGCCCGAAUCGUGAAUGAAACGAAGACUCAAAGCCGCGGACUUUGAAAUAACCAGUGCCCCCUUUUAGAGUGACUAAAUACUCAGAGAAUUUUUUGAAGUGUCAAUUUGUUAACACUUUUUGUCAUGUAUGAUUACGCAUGUAUAUUUAUCAUUAUUCGCUUUCAUGUCACAAUUGGUACAAUUUUUGCGGUUUUUGCAUAUUAUAAGAGAUAUAUUUAUUGAAACAUGUUGAAAACAAAUGGAAAGAUUGUACAUAAUAAAAUACACGAGUGAAUGAUAUACCAA